CCUUGGUCGAAGGUCUUUGGUCUAGAUCUCCCUCAGAAGGUCGCGGGGCUCGGGCUGCUCAGGCUUUGGCCAACCUCCUCUUCCUUCACCCUUCACUCCCAACUCCAUGUCUGAUCGCGCCUCCUCGGCUUCAUUUCGAGUAGGGCCUCUAUCACCAUCGUCUCCCGCCGCAGGGUCUCUCAAGCAGAGCCAGCCGCCGUCUGUCUUGUCCGAUCGAAUUCCACAGACCCCGACAUCACCUCCGUUGAUGUCGGUAAGCGCUCAGAACUAUGCCACCAAUCUCGCAUCCUCGCAAACAUCACCUAACCAGGCGACCUCACAACCCGCAAACCUCUCAUCACCCCCGUCAUCUGCUCCGAUGUCCCACCAAGCCUCCCAGCAACCGACGGUAGGUACGGCGAAUUCGUUUCCAACGCCGGCCAGCAGCGUCAGCGGGCACAUCCCCAAUGCGAACUCGUUUGAUGAAUCCGAACCCGCGGACAAGCCAAUGGGGACAGAACCUGGUGCGACUACAGCAACCAUGAACGCCGCGGCCAUGCAGCAGGCAGAACACAGACGGACAGACCAUGACCGGGAUCUGGGAGGAAUGGGUCCGGCAAUCGGAGUCCGCGAUUUUGCCGACGUGAACGGCGAAAGUGACGCCAUGGAUAUUGAUCGAGAGGCCCCGGCUUUGUCUCUUCACAAUGGACCGAGUUUGGAGUCUUUGCAGAAGGACUUUUCGUCGGCCUUUCAUCUUUGCAAAAGCUCCUAUAGUGCGACUGGUCCGGACCCGGCUGUAGAUCUGAUCUCAUUGUACGGGUUGGGUCCGGUGGCGCAUUCUGUUGCGCGGUUGGACUCAGUGACGGGGGAGAAGAUCAACAGGCUCAGGAAGUCUUACGAGGGAAAAUUGAAGGGCCUGGGACUCGCGGGGAGAAACAAGCCAGUGAAGCAGGAACCCGGCGCGCCCGGAGGGCUCAGACACCUCACCAUGUGGCCCGAAGAGGAAUGGCAAAACCAGAAGGUGUUUGGGAAGGAGAUCAAGGUGGCCGAUAUGGACUCGGCACUGCACAAUCUGCAGAUGAAGGCCAUGAAGAUGGAGCCGGGUACGGUACCGAACAACGACUACUGGGAAGACGUGUUGGGCCACGAAAAACCGUCCAAACAUGCAGGCAGUGGUGACGCCGGCAAGAAGGCCGUCGGUGCUCCCCCUAACGGAAUUCGAAUCACGCAGCCGAACGGAACGCCAGCGCCAGUCACCGAUUCGGAACGGGCCCGACCCAGCCGGGGUCGUAAACGGCAUUACGACGAGAACAGCUUUGUUGGAUACGGCGAAGGCUACGCAGACGAUGAUGACGAAGGCGCAUUUUACUCGAACAGUGAAGGAAUCGGGAAGAAAAAACGGAAGAAGGACCACGUUUCGAAGAUAUCUACCCCUCUGCCUGACCGAGGUGGAAGUUACGGGGUGGGUAUGUUUGGGAUCGGGGCCAGAUGAGCGAACGGGACGGGGAGUUGAAGGGAUGAAAAGCAGUGUGGCCUGUUGGGGGGUUUUUUUUUUCUCUGCCUCUCU
This is a messenger RNA of Aspergillus heteromorphus CBS 117.55, 1546 nucleotides long. RefSeq lists its product as uncharacterized. Gene Ontology annotation, molecular function: transcription coregulator activity. The record is from RefSeq and is a predicted model, not a curated record. Bases 107 to 1471 code for a protein of 454 amino acids. Gene Ontology annotation, cellular component: mediator complex. Lineage: Eukaryota; Fungi; Ascomycota; Eurotiomycetes; Eurotiales; Aspergillaceae. Gene Ontology annotation, biological process: regulation of transcription by RNA polymerase II. The transcript has 3 exons.